This is a messenger RNA of Camelina sativa (false flax), 1463 nucleotides long. The record is from RefSeq and is a predicted model, not a curated record. NCBI's taxonomy places the organism in Eukaryota, Viridiplantae, Streptophyta, Magnoliopsida, Brassicales, Brassicaceae.
AGAUUUUAAAAAGUUUUAUUAUUUUUAAUUUCGCUCUUCUCCCAGAAACAUUCCGUUUUCAGAUAUUUUUGAUUUUUGAAUUUGUGUUUCGCUCUCUCUCUCUCUCUCUCUCUCUCUCUCUCUAUCAGCUUUCGAUUAGAUCUGAUUCUGUGUGUAUACGACGGAGGAGAAAAGUUAAACCGUCGCCGUUUCGAAAAUGCCGGCGACUGAUUCUGAGUACGAUGCCAAAGUUUUAUCUCAGUCUGCGACGGGGGAUUAUACAUUCGCGAAUGUGGAUAAUUUGGAGCAUUGUACGAAGUAUUUGAAUCAGACGAUGGUUACAUUUGGAUUUCCCGCCUCGCUCGAUCUCUUUUCCAAUGAUCCGGUGUACUCUGCUAAUGAGCUGAGACAGAGACAACAAUCGGAUAUAGCUAGACUUGAAGCUAAAGUUGAGAGGCUUGAAGCGCAACUUCACCAGAAGGACAGGGAAAUCGCUACAAUUACCAGAACCGAAGCCAAAAACACAGCAGCGUUAAAAUCCCAGAUUGAAAAGCUACAGCAGGAGAGGGAUGAAUUCCAAAGGAUGGUGAUUGGUAACCAGCAAGUCAAAGCUCAACAGAUUCACGAGAUGAAGAAAAAGGAAAAGGAUUACAUUAAGUUGCAGGAACGGCUGAAUCAAGUACUAAUGGAGAAAAAGAAAGAAUCAAGAUCUGGAAUGGAGAUUAUGAAUCUGCUACAGAAAGAAGGGAGGCAGCGUGGUACCUGGAAUGGCAAGAAGACUGAUACUGAUUUCUACAAAAAGAUAGUGGAUGCGUAUGAAGCAAAAAAUCAAGAAUUAAUGGCUGAGAACACUAAUCUAAGAGCAUUACUACGAUCCAUGCAGACGGAUAUGCGUGAUUUCCUAAAUGCUCCAAACGGGUCAGCUAAUCCUUCAUUGGCUGGCAGUGACAAACGUGAGGUUGACACUUCACAAUCUCCACUGGGCGGGAAGACGGACGUCUUUGAUCUACCUUUCCGGAUGGGUAGAGGUCAUAUAGAAGAAAGUUUGCGCACUAAGAUGGCUUCUAUAAAGGAACGCAUGGUCCAGUUACAAGAUGAACCUAAAGGAGCAUCUGUUACAUCUGAAGCAACAGAGAGAGAGCUUGAACUCGAAGCUCAGCUUGUUGAGGCAAGAAGUAUAAUCCAAGAACAGGAGUCCAUAAUGUCGAAACAUCUCCCUAAAUCAGAGCAGCGAAGGAAAUCCGCAGUUCCAUUGGCAGCUGAGGGAGUAUGAAGAUGCCUUAAAACUUAAAAGCAAUGGAUCCAUGUUAAGGUAUGUUGCUAAAAGAUUUGUCGCAAAAUGUAGUCUUAGUACUGUGUUCCAAUCACAAACCUCUCCUUCUAUCGAAGCUAUGUAUAUUCAAGUUUUUAGUUGUGUCAAAUCAGAGAUCCUGACUCCUUUUUGGAGAUAAAAAUUCUUAUUAUAAAUGAUCAAGGCUUAAUGA